Molecule: messenger RNA, 474 nt
Organism: Scutellospora calospora
Lineage: Eukaryota; Fungi; Glomeromycota; Glomeromycetes; Diversisporales; Gigasporaceae
Source: the annotation of a GenBank genome assembly
AUGUCUCUUAAUGAUGCUAUUCAAUUACAUCAAACACGAUCGUAUGAGAAUCGAGUAUAUGCACUUAAAAUCUUUAAAGAAUUAAAAAAUAAUUAUUGGAUAGGUUAUUAUUAUGAACAAGGAUAUGGUGGUUUAAAUAUUGAUAUAGAAAAAGCUAAAAAAUAUUAUCAAAUAGCAUCAUUUGAAGAAAAUUCUGAUGCGAUAUAUAGAUUAGCAGUUAAUAUAAUUAAUUAUUUCAAUGUUAAUGAUUCUGAUGAAGAGAAAAAGAUUAAUAAUAUGUAUUCUACGGUUUUAUUGAAAAAAUCUGCGGAAUUAGGUCAUAUCGAUGCUGCUUAUUAUUAUGGUGAUAUUUUAUUAAAUGGAAAAUUAGAUAAUGAAAUAAAUACUAGUGUUGCUUAUAUUUAUUUAUCAUUUGCUGCUAGUCGCAGUCACAUAAAAGCAAUAUCGUUAUUAGAAAAUUCUUAUCAUUGUUAA